Messenger RNA from Delphinapterus leucas (beluga whale), 3340 nucleotides. The record is from RefSeq and is a predicted model, not a curated record. NCBI's taxonomy places the organism in Eukaryota, Metazoa, Chordata, Mammalia, Artiodactyla, Monodontidae.
CUGCGGUGUGGACCAAGGUCACUGUCACCCUGGCUUUGCCCCGGAGGCCAUGGAGCUGAGACCUGACACCAGCCACAAGGAGAAUGUGCCCCCCAGGCCGGCCACGCCCCUGGGGCCCCUCACAGGACAUAACUGUCCUCUUUUUAGAGCAAUGGAGACUCCAGAAGAGCCUGGCCAGUACACAUGGCCGGUGGGUGCCCGUGGGCCAGGCCGAGAGCAGGGGGCUGCCACCACACCAUCCCCGGGAGCAGCGCUGUGCCAGGAGCCCUGCCGAGUCCAGAGCAACCUGACCAGCCCCAGCCUGGGCCUCGCCCUGAGGGACACGCCCGGCAGCUGCAACUUGCAGCCCCUGGCCGGGAGGCCCCAAGGAAGACCCCAGGCAUUUGCCAUCCAGCAGAGCGACCUGAGCGUCAGGGAGACCAGCGUGGCUGAGUGGGGACGUCGCCUCUGGUACCUCCCGCCUGAGAUCCCAGUGUGGCUUGUGGGGGAACCCCUCAUCCUGGGGUACCUGGCUGCCCCUGCCCAGAGCCGGACUCGGGCUCCGUCCCAAGUUGCCAUUCACCAGCUGCUGGCUUCUGUGCAACGCCUGGAGCGUGAGGCAGUCCGUCUCGGGUGCCAGGCACCCUGGGAACCCCCAGGCCCUGUGCAGCAGGAGUCCUGGACUGGAGCUGGCCAGAUACUCCCUGCUCACCCCCAGCCCAGCCAGCCUGUGCUUGCUUCCUGGGAUGAGAGGAGGAAACAUUCCCAAGGUUUCAGGGAAACUGCAGGUUUCCCGGAAGCACCAGGGGUCCAGGAUGGUCUCUCAGACUCUCAGGCAAGCAGCAAGCCUGCAUCACUGGAGACUACCUUGGAGAUGCUUCCCGGGGUUGCCCUUGACCCUGAGCAAUGGGUCCUUCCUGGCCAUCCUGUAAGACGAGGAGAGAAGUGCUCCACAGGGACUACAUACGGCAGGGGACAGAGGGAGGACCCCCUGCUCCCUCAAGGGGCAGGCAGCAGGGAGGCCAGACUCUGCUCUUCAGCCUCGUCCAGUUCAGCCCAGGGCAUCCUCCCUGGGCAGGAAGGAGGGGACAGGACCCCACGGGAGCAGGUCGGCAGGGAAGAAGAGAGGCCGGCUUCUGGUCUGCCAGACACGGCCCCCGUGAGGAGUGCCCUGCAGGAACACAGCCAGAAACACUGUGAGCCUGGAGCUGUCCUGCAUUCAUUCCCCUGCCCCCAGGAGCUCUCUUGUCUGGGAUUUCCAAGGCUAGCCCUCCAUAGAGGGAAGUUCUCCCGGGGUCCAGCCAGCUCUCCUGCCGCAGCGUGGAGCAUCACCCUCCAUGCUGGAAAGGCGACGCGGGUGCUGCUGAGCCACCAGCUCUCCCUGGGACUGGGGACUGGGCCCAUCCCCUGGUCAGCCUGGUCUGUCCCCAGCCGGCAGUGGCUGUCCAGAUGUUUCAGAGCGUGUCGGCACUGGGCGCAGAGGAGGCGGGCAAUGGCAGCGGCCAUGACGCUGGGCUGCUGGCAGCUGUUGCGCAGGGGCCUACGGGCGCCGCGGUGGACACUGUGGCUCCGGCAGGCCCAGCUGGAGGCGGUGUGGGGACGACAUACGCAGGCCCUGCUGGCGCGGACCUUCCAAAAGUGGAGAAACUUGAUUCAGCAGCAGAAAAAAGGGUGGCUUCACAUCCAGGCUGGGCCAGGACCCCCAUCCUCCGGGGGAGGCCAGGACCGAGACCCCUCAGGAAGGAAGCCGGUGGUGGACACCGCCUGGAGAAGCAGGUGGUCUGGGACACCCCAGGUCAGUCAGUGUGACCUGGGCAGUGCCAGUGCCUUCCCUCCCUCCUCGUCCCCCGUUUCCCCUCCCCCACAAGAGAAUGAGGAUAAAACCAGCACAUGUGGACCAAGAUUUGUGCAAAAGGAUGUCCAUCACGGCGUUAUUUACACUUCGCCAGAAGGAGGAGACAGGGGAGUCCAGAUCCUGCAGGCUGGUAAGUUGUGGGUCUUCCUCCUGUGGUGCCAUCAGAAGGAAUGGGCCAGGCAGGAGAAGGGGGUCCAGGGAGAGGCCUCCGGGGCCGUGCUGAGGGCUCAGAGGAUGGAGAGGCCCCCCCAGGCCUGGUGCUCUCCUGCUGCAGAUGCAGCCUGGGUGUCCCCACUGGACACCCAGUGCCAGAGGGCCUGGCUCUGCAAGUGCUUUGGGGCCUGGCAGCGGUUCGCGCAAAGAGGGACCCGGUACCGGGACCACAUGGCCACGCGGGCAGGGACCCUGAGGGUGUGCCUGCAGCAGUGGGUGCAGACGAAGCAGCUCCAGGCCUCAGAUGGGGCGAAGGUGACCCAGCUGUCCCUUUGUUGGCGGGAGGCAGGGAACAUGGCCCUCCUCAGCUCAGCCCCUGGGGGGGGGGCCACAGCCCAUGGCCUGGGGGUGGUGGCCCAGGCCCAGGCGCUGCCCCGGGAGCAAGGCCGGGGAUCUCUGCAGGAAGCCGGCCGGAAGCUGGCCCUCCACCGGGCGCUGCUGCUCUGGAGGACGCAGCUCUCCCAGCGCCAGCGGGCGGACUCCUUCUUCGAGGGCGUGCAGCAGCGGGCGCUGCGUCACAGCCUGAGGGGUUGGCGCCUGAGGGCAUGGGAUCCAGGCAGCGCCAGGACCACCUUGGCCCCAGCGGUUCUGGGCGGCGUCCUGGGAGGGGAGGCCCUGCCAGGCCGCAGGACACCCCACAGCUCCCUGGAGCAGGACUCCACACCUCCUUCCCCAGGCUUCCCGGGCCCCCGCCCUCCUGGAGGCGUUCCGGGUGAGCUUAUGUGGGCAGCUGGGCGGCGGCAGCAGGGGCAGCACCUUCUGCUCUGGCAGGCGCAGGCCCAGCAGUCCCAGGGCGCGGCAAGGCAGCACCAGCACACCCUUCAGAGGCGGGGUCGUGAUGCCCUUUGCUGUCAGGACACACACCAGGGCCUCUCCCCUCAGGAGGAGGUACCUGCAGCGCUGGCGCCUUGAGGCACUGCUUCGCCGGCUCCGGGGUUCCCUGCAGGCCGCCCAGGCAGCUGCAUGGCAGCGCUGGAACCCAGCUUCCCUGAUCGCAGGCCUGUGCGUCUGGCCCAGGGCAGAGGGAAGGGCCUCCUCUUCCCUCGAGGGCAGAAGGAGCUGGGCCCCGGAGUUCCUCCAGCACUGACAGCACACACCCAGGAGGGAGCCAAAGAGCUUCCUGCUCCCCGAUUCCAGGCCUUUGAAACAUGGCACCAGCGUCUGGCAGCCAGGGGCCUGAGGGGCAGAGCCAGCAGCAGUGGGAGGCCUCGGAGCAGGCAGGAAGCCACCAGAGCCCCUGUGCUUGGUGGACUUGGGGUGAAGCAGGGGGCCCAGCAGCAGCUGUGACCCGCU